GCGAAGCAGAGUUUGAAACUCUCCUCCUCUGCAUUCUACCAGCCAACACUCUCCUUCCUUCUCCCUCGCACAAUUUGGAGGCAGAUGGCCGGAAAAUUCAGUGCGGCACCGGAGACGUAUUCUCCGUUUCCAUCACAGCGAAAGGAGAAAGCAUCGGCUCCCGCCGGCGACGAUUGGGUUCGUUCGGACGGCCGUCACUUCUACGGGUGCCGCGAAGCAUUGCUAAACACUGGUGCAGUGAAAGCAGCUUCAGGAUCUGCUUAUGCAGAAUUUGGAAAUACUAAGGUCAUUGUUUCAGUAUUUGGGCCAAGGGAGAGUAAGAAAGCAAUGACGUACAUUCAUACAGGGAGGUUGAAUUGUAAUGUUACUUAUGCAACUUUUUCCACUCCUAUUCGUGGGCAGUCAGCAGAGAAUAAAGAGCUGUCCUCAAUGCUGCACAAAGCUUUGGAAGGUGCCAUAAUGCUUGACUCAUUUCCAAAGACCACUGUGGAUGUAUUUGCGUUGGUUUUGGAAUCUGGUGGCAGCGAUCUUCCUGUAAUUAUAACGUGUGCUAGCCUAGCGUUAGCUGAUGCAGGGAUUUUGCUGUAUGAUUUGGUUGCCGCAGUUUCUGUGUCUUGUGUGGGAAAAAACCUACUCAUAGAUCCGACUUCGGAAGAGGAAAGCUUGCAAGAUAGAAGCUUAACGAUGUCAUGUAUGGCAUCGCGCAAGGAGAUCACUCAAUUGUUCUUCACCGGGGAAUGGACCACCCCAAAGUUGAAUGAAGCAAUGGAGCUAUGCAUUGAGGCAUGUUCAAAACUAGGGAAUAACAUGAGAGCUGCUUGCUUGGAGCACUGUGUCCCUUCUGAAUAGUCAGUCCCAAGAGUGUUUUUAGGAUAUAGUGCUAUGGGUAUGCAGGCUUUAUGUGCCCCCCCCCCCCAAUUCUUUCCUCCCUAUCUUUUUUCCCAUUAAAUUAUGCAACUUCACCAACAUUUUUUUUUCAUGAGUAGGAACAAUUUGGAUGUCUGGCGCUAUUUGUUGUUGUUGGCUUAAAUGGUACUGUAGUUCAGAAUUGGAAAGUAUAAAUGGUUUUUAUAAAG
Cuscuta campestris is the source of this 1076-nucleotide messenger RNA. The record is from the annotation of a GenBank genome assembly. Lineage: Eukaryota; Viridiplantae; Streptophyta; Magnoliopsida; Solanales; Convolvulaceae.